Molecule: messenger RNA, 621 nt
Organism: Gasterosteus aculeatus aculeatus (three-spined stickleback)
Lineage: Eukaryota; Metazoa; Chordata; Actinopteri; Perciformes; Gasterosteidae
Source: RefSeq, a predicted model, not a curated record
AUGGGACGCAAGUUCAACAUUUCCAGUUCCGUAGCUGUGCAUCGUGUGCCCCAGAUGACAGGGGAACAGCUCAGCUGUGGCUCCUUCCGGGGAUCACCAGUGACGGGCAUGAAGGCUCCUGAGUUCAGAGGCUCAUCGUCAGUCCGCCCCAGUACCCAGGCUGGUCUCAGGCAAGGUGAUCAUGCACGACCCCUUCGCCAUGCGGCCGUUCUUCGGUUACAACUUCGGCGACUACCUCGCUCACUGACUGAGCAUGCAGACCCGAAAGGCCCCCACUCACCUGCCCAAGAUCUUCCACGUAAACUGGUUCAGGAAGAACCCGGCAAACGGCGCCUUCCUGUGGCCCGGGUUCGGCGAGAACGCGCGCGCCCUGGAGUGGAUCUUCAAGCGCUGCGGCCGGGAGAGGGAGGAGGAGGCGGCCAAGAGGAGCAUCAUCGGCUGGCUGCCAGAGGAUGGCGCCAUCGACACCAAAGGUCUGGGCAGCGAUGUGGAUAUGGGGGCCCUGUUCGACGUGCCCAGGUCUUUCUGGCAGAAGGAGACGAAGGAGUUGAGAGCCUACUUCUCCCAACAAGUUGGAGCCGAUCUACCUGCUCAGGUGGAGGCGGAAAGUUUGUGAACUGA